Molecule: messenger RNA, 2988 nt
Organism: Rhododendron vialii
Lineage: Eukaryota; Viridiplantae; Streptophyta; Magnoliopsida; Ericales; Ericaceae
Product: receptor-like protein 9DC3
Exons: 7
Coding region: 1-2988 (995 amino acids)
Molecular function (GO): protein binding
Source: RefSeq, a predicted model, not a curated record
AUGGGCCUUCAACAAGUAUGGCUUUCCUACAAUCUACUAUUUAACCUCUUCUUCUUCUUUCUCUUCCUUUGCCAAAUCACUUGUUUGCAUGCCCAACUAUGCACUCAAGAACAGAACUCUGCGCUGUUGCAACUGAAAGGAAGCUUUUCCUUGGAUAAAUCUGCUUCUUCGUAUUGUGAUUACUAUGGAAUCACUUCUUUUCCAAAGAUGGAGUCUUGGAAAAAGGGUUCUGAUUGUUGUUCCUGGUAUGGGGUCGAGUGUGACAGAGAGACGGCACCUCAACGGCUCAACCUCUCUGAGUCUGCUUUUUCGGGCAAAGUCCCGCCUGGAGUCUCCUACCUAAACAAACUGGUGUCGCUUGAUCUCUCUUACAAUUUUCAUUUGAGAUUGGAAGAAGGCGGGUUCGAGUUACUCAUUCAAAACUUAUCCAAGUUAAGAGAUCUUGAUCUUAGCGGGAUAAACAUCUCUUCUUCAGUGUUUCCCAAUUUCUUGCUCAAUUUAACUUCUUUAAGAACCCUCGGUCUCAGAGAAUCUGGUUUACAUGGAGAAGUCCGGCCUAGAGUCUCCUACCUAAACAAACUGGUGUCGCUCGAUCUCUCUUACAAUUUUGAUUUGAGAUUGGAAGAAGGCGGGUUCGAGUUACUCAUUCAAAAUUUAUCCAAGUUAAGAGAUCUUGAUCUUAGCGAGGUAAACAUGUCUUCUUCGGUGGUUCCAAAUUCCUUGCUCAAUUUGACUUCUUUAAGAACCCUCGGUCUCAGAGGAUCUGGUUUACAUGGAGAAGUCCGGCCUAGAGUCUCCUACCUAAACAAACUGGUGUCGCUUGAUCUCUCUUACAAUUUUGAUUUGAGAUUGGAAGAAGACGGGUUCGAGUUACUCAUUCAAAAUUUAUCCAAGUUAAGAGAUCUCUCUCUUAUAGGCGUAAACAUGUCUUCUUCGGUGGUUCCAAAUUCCAUGCUCAAUUUGACUUUUUUAAGAACCCUUCGUCUAGGAGAAUCUGGUUUACAUGGAGAAUUCCCUAGCAGAGUAUUCCACUUACCACAUCUACAUAACUUGGUAAUAUUGUAUGAGGAGGGAAUAUUGCCGGACUCAAUUGCUAAUCUGAAGUCCUUGAAGCAAUUGGUCAUCCGUCAUUCCGAAUUCCACGGAUCCAUUCCUACUUCUCUCUGGAGCCUUACACAAAUCACUUAUUUGGGCCUCUCAUCCAACAAUUUCCAUGGUAUCCUCCCAUCUUCAAUUUCAAACCUUACACAAAUCACUUCUUUGGACCUCUCAUCCAACAAUUUCAGUGGUACAAUCCCAUCUUGGGUCUUCGAAUUACCCGCACUCAUGUACUUAGAUCUCAGUUAUAACAAACUGAUUGGUCACACACUUGAGUUUCAAUCCUCUUCGUUGAAGUUUAUUGAUUUGAGCAAUAACGACCUAAAUGGUACUGUUCCAAAUUCAACCUUUGAACUCCAAAACCUUACCCAUCUUAUUCUUUCUUCAAAUAGCUUUUCUGGCACCAUUCCUAGAUCAAAUAGAUUCAGUAAAAAUCUCAAUGUACUCGCUUUAAAGAUGAAUAACUUCUUUGGCACCAUUCAUGAUUCAUUUACAAGGAGAAAUAGCUUGACAACUAUCAAUCUUUAUGGCAAUGGAUUUGAAGGGCCAAUACCGAAGUCUCUGAUUAACAGUAGAUACUUGGAAGUGCUAGAUCUCGGAAGAAACAAGUUCUUCGAUGAAUUUCCGCAUUGGUUGGGAAAUUUACCGUACUUGCAUGUCCUAAUCUUGCAAUCCAACAAAUUUCAUGGAUCGAUCGUGACUUCCACGACCAAAUUUCCCUUCCCCAUGUUGCGAGUUCUUGAUAUGGCGAACAAUAAUUUCACUGGUCCAUUGCCCAUAAAGUACUUCAAAAGUUUCAAAGCAAUGAUGAACGUGGAUGAGCAUUUUGAUUUGGAGUACAUGGGAACUGGUAGUUAUUAUGAUUCUCUGACUAUAGUAAUCAAAGGAUCGACCAUUGAUAUGGAACAAAUCCUUACAGUUUUUACAGCCGUGGAUUUAUCAAGCAACAAGUUCGAUGGUGAGAUUCCUGAGAUUAUCGGUCGGCUAAAUUCAAUUCGAGGACUGAACUUAUCACACAAUAGCCUCACAGGUCAUAUACCAAAGUCGCUUGGUAAUUUGACAAAGCUGGAAUGGUUGGACCUCUCAUCAAACAAGCUCACUGGGGAGAUACCUCGACAACUCACGAAUUUAACCUUUCUCGGAACGCUCAACCUUUCGCAGAAUCGCCUAACGGGGCCUAUACCACGAGGCAAACAAUUCGAUACAUUUUCGAAUGGUUCUUACAUCAACAACUCGGCGUUAUGCGGGCCUCCAUUGUCGAAUACGUGUGGCGAUCCUAAGGCAGCACAGCCACCACCGUCGAGAUUUGAAGAAGAAGAUUCAGAUCCACUGAGUGGAAUUGGUUGGGAAGUCGUAUUGCCAGGGUAUGGAUUUGGGCUGGUAGUUGGACUUGUCAUGGGAUAUCUUAUGUUCUCGUUCGGUAAACCUCACUGGCUUGUGAAGGUGGUUGAAGGUGUUAUUGUAUGGUUCCUAAUACCUAGGAUUCGUAGGUUACGAUACGAAAAUUCCGUUGCAAAUUAUUCGUCGGCUAUUAUGUUACAACAGCCUUACAGGUCAUAUAACAUAGCUAUUAGGAAAUUUGACAAAGCUCUAAUCAUUGGACCUCUCAUGAAACAAGGCACACAAGGGAGAUCCCUCGACAGGUCACAACAAUUUGGGCGCAACCAGAACCACUACCCUCGAUGUUACAACAAGAAUAUGAUUCACAAUCUUCAAGUGGAUUUGGUUGGGAAGUUAUAUUGCCCGGUUAUGGAUUUGUGUUGUGUCAUGCCCGUGCCUAGAUGGACCUUUGCAUGUGCUGCUCUAGCCCAAUUUACACUUCAAGAGAUGGAAAAGGAAUGGGGAAAUAUUUUCAAGUACCUCUUUUCAUGUGCGGUGCAUAUGCUGUGA